UCCACGAAAAUUUUCCAAAAUGGCGGCUGUUGGGGGAAUUGUUGCUCAAGAAAACCAUGGCGGAUUUUCGUUCGAAAACUGCAAAAGAAAUGCCAUACUGGAGAAAAUGGGCGCUAAGCUGCCCACAGCAAGAAAAACUGGUACAACUAUUGCGGGAAUUGUAUUCAAGGAUGGCGUCUUAUUAGGUGCUGAUACAAGAGCUACUGAGGAUACAGUUGUUGCAGAUAAAAACUGCUCCAAGAUCCACUACAUAGCUCCCAAUAUUUACUGCUGUGGGGCUGGUACUGCUGCUGAUACAGAGUAUGUUACAAAUCUUAUCUCCUCCAACAUUCAGCUCCAUAGCUUAUCCACUGGACGACAGGCCAGGAUUGUUACUGCGUUACGUAUGUUGAAACAGCUGCUGUUCAGAUAUCAAGGGUACAUCAGUGCUGCACUUGUGCUUGGUGGUGUAGACUUAAAUGGCCCUACACUUCAUACUGUCUACCCUCAUGGAAGUACUGAUAAGCUUCCAUAUGUCACAAUGGGUUCUGGUUCCUUGGCUGCCAUGUCUGUAUUUGAGUCACGAUACAAGCCUGAUAUGGAGCUUGAGGAUGCUAAACAACUUGUUCGUGAUGCAAUUGCUGCAGGAAUAUUCAAUGAUUUGGGAUCUGGCAGUAAUGUUGAUCUAUGUGUUAUAACCAAAGAAGGAACACAAUACCUCAGGCCUUAUGAUGUGGCCAAUGAAAAGGGCAUCAGACAAGGAAAGUACUCCUACAAGAGAGGCACUACAGCUGUUCUAACUAAAGAUGUAAAACCCAUUGUGAUGGAAGUGACAGAGACCAGAGUAACAGGAGAAGCCAUGGAAAUGUGAUCUUUCUUCACUCUUUGUUCAUCUCUUUUGAAUUUGUACACUAAGAAAAGCUGUAGUUAGAACUUCUGUGCUAAGCUGAAACUCUUCCAAAAGUUUACAGUGUAACUGCUUUGUGUUAUCAAAAAAGGCUACAAGGAAGUGUGUACCAUGUUAUUAAAAAAAAGGUUUGAAAUAAAAAAAAACUGUG
This is a messenger RNA of Pocillopora verrucosa, 1037 nucleotides long. RefSeq names its product proteasome subunit beta type-7. NCBI's taxonomy places the organism in Eukaryota, Metazoa, Cnidaria, Anthozoa, Scleractinia, Pocilloporidae. Gene Ontology annotation, cellular component: proteasome core complex. Gene Ontology annotation, molecular function: threonine-type endopeptidase activity. The record is from RefSeq and is a predicted model, not a curated record.